GCGUUUUACAUACGCUCCACUUAGCUUUUACGCUAUACAAGCACAAUGGCCAUCGCUGGAUCCUCUGACCUAGUCUCACCUGACAUGCACGAUGUAGCUGUUGAACGUACGCGCGUUAUGGCAGACGUUGACAUGGUCCAAGCAGUCGAUCCCAUCGGAAUUGUCCGAGGAUUAGAGGAUGGUGGUAUCACUGAAGACCCAAUAUUGUCUGCUAAGAGACGCGCUGCUGAGCACCAUCACUUAACAAAGCCAGUUAAGUCGAUAAAAGAUAAAUGGACUCUUUUACCAGCAUUCUUAAAGGUAAAAGGCCUGGUAUCCCAUCAUAUAAACUCGUACAACUAUUUUGUCGACGUGGAGAUGCGAAAAAUCAUGCGUGCGAAUCAGGUGAUUCGAUCUGCUGCCAGCUCCAAUUUCUAUUUCAAGUA
Molecule: messenger RNA, 425 nt
Organism: Sphaeroforma arctica JP610
Lineage: Eukaryota; Ichthyosporea; Ichthyophonida
Exons: 1
Source: RefSeq, a predicted model, not a curated record